Molecule: messenger RNA, 810 nt
Organism: Ostreococcus lucimarinus CCE9901
Lineage: Eukaryota; Viridiplantae; Chlorophyta; Mamiellophyceae; Mamiellales; Bathycoccaceae
Product: ZIP family transporter: zinc ion
Exons: 2
Biological process (GO): zinc ion transmembrane transport
Cellular component (GO): membrane
Molecular function (GO): zinc ion transmembrane transporter activity
Source: RefSeq, a predicted model, not a curated record
GACGUGGGAUUGGCGUUCGGCCUGGUCAUCAUGGCCGGGCUGUCCACCGCGAUCGGGAGCGCGUUCGUGUUUUGCUCGGCGCGGGCGGACACGGGCGUGCUCGCGCGCGCGCUCGGGGCAAGCGCCGGGGUGAUGAUUUACGUGUCGUUCGCGGAGAUUUAUUGCGUGAAAUCGGUGGAGGCGUUCACGGAAGUUUGUGGUAGUGAUGGGAAUUGCGGAUGGCGGUACGCGUCGCUGUGUUUUUUCGGUGGGCUGAUAUUCAUGUACGGGUUGGAUUUCGUGGUGCACAAGGCGAACGACGGCGGUAACGUCGACUUGACUGACGUCCAUCACAAGGCGAUCGAGGCGAAGACACUGAAGAAUAUGGGAGUGAUGACCGCCAUCGCCAUCGGCUUGCACAACUUUCCCGAAGGCUUGGCGACGUUUGUCGCCGCCUUGGCCGAUCCCAAGCUUGGCGCCGCACUCGCGAUCGCGAUCGCGAUUCACAACGUUCCCGAAGGUAUCUGCGUCGCCAUGCCCAUUUAUUACGCCACCGGAAGCAAAUGGAAAGGAUUUUGGUGGUCUUUUCUCUCCGGUUUGAGCGAACCCGUCGGCGCCAUCUUCGGCUACGCCAUCUUAAACGGCAACGACAUGUCCCCCGCCGCGUUCGGUUCCCUCUUCGGCCUCGUCGCGGGGAUGAUGGUUUUCAUCUCCGUCAAGGAACUCAUCCCUACCGCGCUCAAGUACGACCCACACGACGAGUACGUCACCACGUACGUCUUCGUCGGCAUGGCCAUCAUGGCCGCCUCGUUGAUCCUCUUCUACUUGUGA